UCAAUUCAUCUACAAAUAGCCAUUUUACCAUUUCUUGAACAACAGGUAGUGAGUUUACUUCUUAGAAAGGGACACACUUCUUUCUAACACCUCAUCUCCCUUAAUUCCCUUAUGUAUUAUUAGACUUUCUCUUCUCUUCUCCAUUAAUCAUUCAUUCAUCGAUCGAUCAUAUUCAUGGGUAAUUGCCAAGCUGUGGAUGCAGCUGCACUUGUGAUUCAACAUCCAAGUGGGAAAAUAGAGAGGAUGUACUGGCCUAUCACAGCCAGUGAGGUCAUGAAGAUGAACCCAGGUCAUUAUGUCUCUCUUAUCAUCCCUUUGCCACUUUCAGAUGAACAAAACACAGAUCAAGAACAGAACACAAUUGUCAAGUUCACCAGAGUCAAGCUUCUCCGACCAUGUGACACCCUUAUUCUUGGCCAUGCCUAUCGCCUAAUCACCUCUCAAGAGGUUAUGAAGGUCCUUAGAGCAAAAAAGCAAGAAAAAAUGAAGAACCAGCAAGAAUCUGCAGAUACUGGAAAUCAGGCGAUGAGGAGGCAGUAUCAGCAGCAAAGACAUAGUAAUAGACAGAGAUCAGGAGGACAAUCAACUAUGGUUGCGGGAAGAUCAAAAUCAUGGCGACCUUCAUUACGGAGCAUCACUGAGUCCCCAAGCUGAUUGAUUGAUUCAUUCAUUGUGGUGGAUCUUUUAGCAAUGGCUCAAAAGUUGUUGUUCUAAGGAUGAUUUUUCUUUUAUCAAAUUAAUUCAACAAACAAUUCUGCAUUAGUGUAAAAGUUGCUUCUAGUAUUUGAGCCAAUUUCAGUAACAUAACCUCUGUAUAGCAGGAAAAAACUAUGGUUCUGAAGCAGAUUGUUCAUGAAUGUUUGAUUUC
Messenger RNA from Impatiens glandulifera, 868 nucleotides. RefSeq lists its product as uncharacterized. Bases 175 to 654 code for a protein of 159 amino acids. Lineage: Eukaryota; Viridiplantae; Streptophyta; Magnoliopsida; Ericales; Balsaminaceae. The record is from RefSeq and is a predicted model, not a curated record. The transcript is spliced from 3 exons.